AUGUUUAUCCAGGAUAUAUCGACUCAACGCGGGCCUCUGAGGCUGGUUCUGUGGCUCUGCGUCGGUGUGGGGUGUCUGUUGGCUCGGUCCGGAGCAGAAAAGGACCGCAGCGGCAGCUUGUGGUACCAGGACCUCUGCAGUUAUAAAUGGGAGGCUGUAGACCAGGACAGAAAUGUGAAAUACACCAUAAAACUCUGUGAGUCCUCACCCCCGACCAGCUGCGGGGCGAGCGCUGCAGUGUGCGCUCAGAACCUCGACGGAGAAGAACCUCGCUCAGUUGGUGAUGUUUCCCUGCAGAGGCUCUCUGGCACCGUCCUCGAUUAUAACUCCACAGAGACAUGCUCCGAAGGCAAUAACCCCAUUCAGACCAGCAUCAGCUUCCAAUGUGGGAAAACCAUGGGGACCCCAGAGUUUGUGGCUCUGUCUCAGUGUGUGCAUUACUUUGAGUGGAAAACCUACGCUGCCUGCAGGAAAGACAAAUUCAAGCCACACAAAGAGGUGCCCUGCUUCGUGUUCGACUCUGACGGCAAGAAGCACGACCUGAACCCUCUGAUCAAAGUGAGCGAUGGUUAUCUGGUGGACGACGGCGACGAAAGCACUGACUUUUAUAUCAACGUCUGCCGAAGCCUCAACUCUCUAUCUACAUCCUGUCCAGAGGACUCUGCAGCCUGCCUCAUCACCAAAGAUGGCUCUUUCAGCAUGGGCGCCCCCACCAGGCCGCUGGAGGCGGUGUCCAGUGACAGUUUGAGGUUACGGUAUGAAUUAAGUGCCGACUCGACGCCUCCAGAGAGAUGUGGACAACACCGGCCCACCGUCACCAUCACUUUCAUCUGUCCAUCAAACAGACAUUUGGGCAGCACCCCUAAGAUGGUUGCAGAGUCGAACUGCCGGUAUGAGGUGGAGUGGGUGACUGAAUAUGCCUGUCACAGAGACUACCUGGAGAGUCAUAGCUGCAAACUGACCAGUGAACAGCAUGACGUCUCCAUCGACCUCACACCUCUCACUCUGAGCUCUUUAGACAGACCCUACGUCUUCCAGUCUUCAUCCAGCGAAGACCCUGAGAACUACAUCUAUUACCUGAACGUUUGUGGGAAGAUUCCCACACAGGAAUGUGGGGACGACCCUUUUAUCUCGUCCUGCCAGGUGAAGAGCUCUGCAGACACCCACAAAGUGGCCGGGAGAUUUCAGAACCAGACGUUACGGUAUUCAGAUGGAGACCUCAGUCUGAUUUAUCCCGGUGGAGAUAAAUGCUCCUCUGGCUUCCAGAGAAUGACCAUCAUUAACUUCCAGUGUAACAAAACAGCCUCAAACAAUGGUCAUGGGACUCCAGUUUUUGCCGGGGAGACAGAUUGUACGUAUUAUUUUAACUGGGAUACAGCGUUUGCUUGUGUCAAAGAGAAGGAGGAUCUGCUUUGUCAGGUCAGAGAUGGCAGCAAACACUACGACCUCUCCCGCCUUACCAAGUACCCCGAGUCAAAUGACAGCGACAACUGGGAGGCGGUGGGUGAGCGAGCUACAAAAUCAGACAUGCGCUACUACCUGAACAUCUGCCACAAAGUGCUGAAGCGAGGAGGAGCCGCUAACUGUCCAGAAGACGCUUCCUUCUGUGCUGUGGAUAAGAAUAAUAAGAGCAUCAGCUUGGGCAGCUUCCUCUCUCCUCCUCAGAUGACCAAACAGGGGAAUGACAUCAGACUGCUGUAUACUGACGGGACGACCUGUGAAAACAAGAAGACUAGGACCCAAACUAUUGUGACCCUCAAGUGCAAACCAGGACAUCUUGAGAGUCCUCCGAUACUUCGCAGCGUUUCCUCUGAUGAAUGCCUUUAUGAGUUGGAGUGGUACACGGCUGCUGCCUGCAUCCUCUCAAAGACAAAAGGAGACGACUGCAAGGUGGAAGACCCCCAGGCUGGAUUCUCCUUUGAUUUGUCACCUCUAACCAAACCUGAAGGCAGCUUUUACAAUGUGACCAACGGUGGUUACGACUACUUCAUCAAUGUUUGUGGUCUGGUCAAAGCCGCCGGGUGUCCUGAGAAUGCCGGAGCAUGCCAAGUGGAAAAGAGCGCUUGGAGCCUCGGGAAGGCGAACUCUCAUCUGUCCUACUAUGACGGGUUGAUCCAGCUGACCUACGUUAAUGGCUCCCAGUACAACAAUGCAAAACACACCCUGAGAUCCACCCUCAUCUCCUUCCUCUGUGAUCCAGAGGCUGGACUAGGAAGCCCAGAAUUCCAGGUUGAGGAUAACUAUACCUAUAAUUUCCGCUGGUACACAUCCUACGCAUGUCCUCAAAGGCCUCAUGAAUGUUUGGUGACAGAUCCCAUCACUCUCGACCAAUAUGACCUGUCCAGCUUGUCGCGAUCCACCUCAUCUAAGAACUGGCUUGCAAUGGAUUUGACCGACACUGCGAACAUAAAGAAGUACUACAUCAACAUAUGUCAGCCCAUCGUCCCGGUGCCAGGAUGUGACCGGGACGCAUCAGUUUGCCAGAUGAAGUACAUAAACGAUAAGGGCUCUACAAAGGAGGUGGUGUCGGUCAGUAACAUGGGGAAGUCCAAGAGAGGUCCAAUCAUCGAGGGAAGGGACCGGCUGCUGCUGGAGUUCACUGAUGGUUCUGUCUGCAUGUCGGAGGGCCAGAAACUUACUUAUACUACAAUCAUUCACCUGGUCUGCUCUAGAGGAGCCUCUGCUAUGGGCCCGCGUUUCGAGUUGAACCAGAACUGCACUGCCAUCUUUGUGUGGGAGACCAAAGCUGCCUGCGCCAUCCAAACCAUUAAGAAUGAUUCCUGUGAGAUUGCAGAUCCCGUCUCUGGUUUCAAGUACAAUCUUCGGCUUUUGGCCUCUAAGGAAGGAUACAACACAACUGCUAACGGCAAAGACUUCUUGGUCAACAUCUGCGCAGACGCACCAAGAUGCGGACAGGGGAUGGGCGGCUGUGAGAUAGAGAACGGGCAGGCGAUAAGCCCCGUGGGGGUGGAGAAGACACUCAAGUACUCCACUGAUGGUGCACUACAGCUGACGUAUAAAGGAAGUCUGGAUGGGAAAUCAGCAACCAGAGACACCUUCACCAUCAACUUUGUGUGUAACCCAAAAUCUCACCCUGGGUCAUUAAAACUGGUGAGAGAAGACAUGAGUACUCUAUCCAGCCACGUUGUCCAUGAAGCCCUGUUCGAGUUCUCUACAGCUCUGGCCUGCAUCCCCGCUUCUGUCGACUGCAGGAUCGUUGAUCCCCAUGGAAAUGAGUAUGAUCUGAGCCACCUGAUCCGAGACGAAGACGACAGCCCCUGGAUCCCUAUGGACCCGGGUGCUGGGACAUCACGCAAAUUCUACAUAAAUGUCUGCAAGCCGCUCCCAAGUCAUGAAGAGUGUCCAGUGGGUCCUCUCGGAGCUUGUGGCGUGAUAAAUGGGAAAAGUUUCAACCUGGGUUACAUACAGUCCAGCCCGCAGGUGGCAGAUGAAGGCUCCAUCACCAUCAUGUACCAGAACGGAGACAAGUGUGGCGAUUCAUCCACGUACUCGACACGCAUCUUACUACAGUGUGCCGAUAACCCGGGCUCCCCCAUGUUUGACCGUCAAGAUGGCUGCGAAUACGUCUUUGUGUGGAGGACAUCAGAGGCAUGUCCGAUCAAGAAGGUUAAAGGGGAGAACUGUCGAGUUCGUGACCCCAAGAGUGGCUAUGAGUUCGACUUCAGCUCUCUGAAGGACAAGGAUUUUUCCAUCCCCAGUGACAAGUACACCUACCACCUGUCAGUCUGCAGCGCGCUGCAGAAAGAUGUCUGCCCACACAAAGGCACAGAACCUGUGUCUUCCUGCCAGGUGUCUGGAAGCACUCACAAGACUGCCGGAUUGUCAAACCAGAUACUGAAUUAUGUCGGGGAUCAGAUCAUCCUGAACUACACCAGUGGAGACACCUGUCAUAGAAUCUAUCAAAGAUCCACGGUCAUCAGCUUCUCUUGCCACCCUGACAAACAUCCUGGAGUACCAGAGUUCAUUAAGGAGACUCCUGAUUGUACCUACCUGUUCAACUGGCCCACUGCCCUGGCUUGCAUCCCAGCCAAAGCUACCAGCUGUUCCUACAACGACGGCCGGGGCCACUCCUAUGACCUCUCUCCUCUGACUUUGGACUCUCAAAACUGGGAGGUAGAGAUCUCGACUCAAACCACGGGGAAAAGGUUUUACAUAAAUGUCUGCAGGUCUCUGGUUCAGCAGGGAGGUUCUUGGAAGUGUCCCUCUAAUGCAGCUUCCUGCGUGAAGGAUGGGGAUGAAUAUGUGAGCCUGGGGCAGCUGACAUCCAGCCCUGAACUGGACGGAGACGUUCUGAAGCUACAGUAUACCAGCGGCCAUCCCUGCCCGAACAGGAGCGUUAACCGGAGCAGCAUCAUCCGCCUCAAGUGUGACAAAGAUAAAGUGGAUUCCAGACCCACUCUGAUCUCUGAGAUAGAGGACUGCGUGUACACGUUCCUGUGGUUAACAGCUGCUGCUUGCCCUCUAAACACCAGCCAGCACGACGGGUGCAGAGUCACCAACCCUGCCACAGGUCACUUAUUUGAUCUGAACCCUUUGAAGACAGCUGAAGAUUACGUGGUUUAUGAUCACAACAACAGAAAGAAGAUGUUUCGCUUAAACAUCUGUGGAAAAGUGACCAACUCUGGAUGCAGUUCAGAAUCAGCUGUAUGCAUUAAGGAGGGAAAUACUGCGGUGAGCGGUGGUGAAUUGAGCACCGAGCUGUCGUACAGAGAUCGUGUGUUGGAGCUGACAUAUGACGGAGGAAGCCCCUGCUCUGCAAACCCCAACCUGAAACACAAAACCAUCAUCCACUUUAUCUGCAGGCCUUCUUCCAUGAGCUCCAUCCCUGAGGAGCCGGUCCUUGUUGCUUCGAAUGCUGAGACUUGCACACACUUCUUCUCCGUCCACACACCGCUGGUCUGCGAACAAGCAGUAACCUGUUCGGUCCAGAAUGGCUCUGCUCUAAUAGAUCUGACGCCUCUCAUUCAUGUCAAUGGAUUCUACUCAGCAGCAGAUGUUGCUAUCAACCCAUAUGAAUCUCCAGAUUUUUACAUUAACGUCUGUGAGCCUUUGAACCCCAUCCCAGACGUCUCCUGCCCACCUGGAGCCGCAGUGUGUAUGGACCCUGAUAAUGAACCACCUGUGGAUAUUGGACGGACCACCUCUGGGCCACAGAUCAACAGUAUGACAGGCAAAGUGUUCAUCACCUACCAAAGCUCCACCCAGUGUCCAUCUGACCCUCAGCAGAACUACAGUUCAACCAUUAUCUUUACCUGCCAGAAAGGCCUGGAGCUGGGUUCCCCUCAGAUGCUGGGGCUGCAGGGUUGUGUUUUCCUGUUUGAGUGGGCGACUCCUAUCGUCUGCCCAGAUUCCACCCAAACCAGCGGCUGCCAACUCAGAGACUCGCAGCUCGAUUAUACGUUUGAUCUUAAAUCCCUUUCUGGUGAAGUCCAGGUGAAAUCGAGCUCUGGCAUGUAUCACAUCAACAUCUGUGGCUCUGUGGCAGAGAAAGGCUGUAUGCAGAGUGCGGUUUGCCAGGUGCCUAGUUCUGGUUCAGGGAAGCCCGCUGCAUCGUAUGGUAUGAGUAAAGCCAUGAAGAUGGACUUCAAACAUGAAGAGCAAGCAGUGCUGAUGCAGUACGGAGGAGGAGAUCCCUGCCCACCAGCGACAGACAAGAGCGAGAUGUGCGUGUUCCCGUUCACCUUCAUGAAGAAGAGGUAUAACGAAUGCACCACAGACGGAAGGACGGAUGGUUUGAAGUGGUGCGCCACAACUUCCAGCUAUGACAGUGACAAAAAAUGGGGAUUCUGCGUUGAAGGUUCUGCGAAGCGUCAGUCCUCCAUCCUCUUCAGAUGCAACCACACUGUAGGCCACGGCAAACCGGAACUGCUCUCUGAGACCGCCGGCUGUUUGACCGAGUUUGAGUGGUACACCAGCACCGUUUGCCCCCCGAGGAAGAUGGAGUGUAAGCUGAUAAGGAAGCAUCAGAUGUUUGAUCUUCGAUCGCUGUCGUCCCUCACCGAGCCGUGGAAUUUCAGCCACAAAGGAUAUUCGUAUUAUGUCAACUUGUGUCAGGGGAUCAACAGUAAGCCUCUUAGCUGUCCAAAGGGGGCGGCAGUGUGCCGACGCACCGCAGCUGGACAGACUCAGUCACUGGGUCAGGUUUACACCCAGAAAAUGAUCUACGCAGAUGAAAAGAUUUUGGUCAGCUAUUCAGUAGGGGAUGAUGUCUGUGGUAACAGGAUGAAGGCCAAAACGGUCAUCCAGCUGAGCUGUGGCACCACUGUGGGAAACCCUUCGUUCUUAAGGGAGGAUCCUGCGUCCUGCGAAUUUGUGAUUAAAUGGGAAACAAACUUGGCUUGUGCCUCGAAGCAGCAGGAGCUGCAGAUGGUAGACGGGACGCUAAAGGUACCAGAUACCGGAAACAGCCUGAAUCUGGGAGAGCUCUACAACAG
Molecule: messenger RNA, 6455 nt
Organism: Cyprinodon tularosa
Lineage: Eukaryota; Metazoa; Chordata; Actinopteri; Cyprinodontiformes; Cyprinodontidae
Product: cation-independent mannose-6-phosphate receptor-like
Exons: 45
Biological process (GO): lysosomal transport
Cellular component (GO): trans-Golgi network
Molecular function (GO): signaling receptor activity; D-mannose binding
Source: RefSeq, a predicted model, not a curated record